Molecule: messenger RNA, 747 nt
Organism: Medicago truncatula (barrel medic)
Lineage: Eukaryota; Viridiplantae; Streptophyta; Magnoliopsida; Fabales; Fabaceae
Exons: 1
Coding region: 1-747 (248 amino acids)
Source: RefSeq, a predicted model, not a curated record
AUGCAAACUGUUUCAACUUCACCUCUUAGCGAGGUUUCUAGAAAAUUUGAGAACGAUUUCUUCUCAAAGCUUAAAAUUGAAGACGAGAAAAUCGAAAACGAAAACGAAGAUAAACACGAGGUAGAAGAAGAAGAUGAAGAUGAUGAUGAGUUUACAUUUGUUUUCGCAGAUCCUAAAGGUUCACCGAUUUCCGCUGACGAUGUGUUCGAUAAAGGUCAGAUUCGUCCGAUUUUUCCUUUUUUCGGUCAGGAUCUUCAUUUCACCGACGAUUACGAUAAUGAAUCUGGAAACCGUUCACCGGUGAGGAAAUUUUUCGUGGAAUCACCGUCUUCGUCGAAGACAGCGACGAGUUCUGCGGCGGUGGAAGGAACUUACUGCGAGUGGAAUCCAAAAAAAGCGGUGAAGAGUAAUUCAACAGGAUCAUCAAAACUAUGGAAGUUACGAGAUCCAAAGCUGAGAAGUAACAGUGACGGAAAAGACGCUUUCGUGUUUUUGAAUCCGUCGAAGGUAGAGAAAACGAGUUCCAGCGCCGGCGAGACGAAGAAUGAUGUUGUAAAGAAAGUGAAAAUGGUGAAAGGGAAAAAGGCGGCCCCAGCGCCGUCGGCACAUGAGAAGCAUUAUGUGAUGAGUAAAGCGAGGAAGGAGAAUGAUAAACGGAAAUCUUAUUUGCCGUAUAGGCAAGAGUUGUUUGGGUUCUUUGCUAGUACAAAUGGAUUGGGAAUGAGUAGAAAUGUUCAUCCUUAUUGA